Molecule: messenger RNA, 1439 nt
Organism: Cantharellus anzutake
Lineage: Eukaryota; Fungi; Basidiomycota; Agaricomycetes; Cantharellales; Hydnaceae
Product: cyclophilin-like domain-containing protein
Exons: 10
Coding region: 1-1311 (436 amino acids)
Biological process (GO): protein peptidyl-prolyl isomerization; protein folding; protein polyubiquitination
Cellular component (GO): catalytic step 2 spliceosome
Molecular function (GO): peptidyl-prolyl cis-trans isomerase activity; ubiquitin-ubiquitin ligase activity
Source: RefSeq, a predicted model, not a curated record
AUGGCUCAACUACAUGACCCCGUCACCUUCAAAAUUCUCUCUGAGCACUCCCACAUCGUGGCUAUAUCUACAACUGGGAAUGUAUUCCUUGCCGAUAGCGUGAAGCAAUUUGGAAGUGCUGGGAGGGACCUUGUGUCUGAUGUACCUUUUAAGAAAGAAGACAUCAUUACACUCCAGGACCCUCACAAUUUUGGGGCCCCCUCAUCUGUCACUCCAUCCGAACCAUCCUCAACAGCUAAGAAAAUUACAGUACCAUCGACUGUAGUGAAACCAGCACCUUCAAGCACUCCAGGGAUGACUAACCCUUCCACGUCCAAAGCUGCCGCACCUCAGCCAUAUAAUAUUUCUCCUUAUAGCACUGGCCAUGCCGGGGCAUCGCUCACGAGUACAGCUGUAGGGCCACGAACAGAGACGGAUGUGGCACUCUUUGACGAGGAAGAGCUCAUGUACGAUGAAAUAUCGAGGGUCAAGAAGGAGAAGGAUCUCGCGAAAAAACGGGCAUACGUGCGAAUAGUUACCAACAUGGGCGGCAGUUUGAACCUCGAGUUAUUCUGCGAAAAGGCUCCGAAAACGUGCUAUAAUUUCCUCAUGCUUGCCAGGCAAGGGAAGUACAAUAAUUGUCCAUUCCAUCGUCUAAUUCAAGGUUUCAUGGUGCAAGGUGGAGAUCCGACUGGAACGGGACGAGGAGGCGAAUCGUAUUGGGGAACCCCAUUCCGUGACGAAUAUGAUCUCAAAGGGGCGGAGAAACAUUCAGAACGGGGUAUGCUCUCUAUGGCUAACAAAGGAAUGAACACGAACGGAUCGCAAUUCUUCAUAACGUUUCGAGCAACACCCCACCUAGAUGGGAAGCAUACGGUGUUUGGAAAGCUGGUUGGGGGAGAGGAGAUAUUGGAUGCAAUUGAGGGACUACCUGUGCAGCCAAAAACAGACCGGCCCCUAAAACCAAUCACCAUUACAGAGAUUGUCAUAUAUGCUGAUCCUUUCGAGGAUUAUAAAGAGCGUCUCGCGAGGAAACUACAAGCUAAUUCCCUCGACACCAAAUCAUCCGUCCUCUCACUGCCCUCCGUAUCCACCAAACAUGAGGGGAAGGAGUCGAAAAAAGAAAGAGACGACGUCAACUGGUUCGGAGUGAAAUUGGGCUCCGAAUCCGUCAAAGAGUCCACUCUUGGCGCCGGUGGUGUAGGCAAGUAUCUCAAGUCACAAACACCUGUGGCAGCCGCCAAGCGAGACGCAGAUGACGUUCUAUCACUCCCGGAGGAUGCUCCCAAGAAGAAACGAAAACUUGGCUUUGGGAAUUUCGAAAAUUGGUAACGCGAUGCGGUGGAAAGCCGAACACAUGUGUUACUAUGCUGUAUAUUUCCGUACGCCGUUGUAUACCGAUCUAAUGGUACCCGGUUCUGGGAUAAUGGAGGCAAGAGACGUUAUUAUAAGGCGAAUAU